Molecule: messenger RNA, 753 nt
Organism: Chara braunii
Lineage: Eukaryota; Viridiplantae; Streptophyta; Charophyceae; Charales; Characeae
Source: the annotation of a GenBank genome assembly
AACGAACGCCUUUUUCAUCCCAUGUCAUUGCCAUGCGGGGUCGACCUUGCGUCCUGUCGUUGGAUUGGAAUCCAUGUCUCGGAUCGGCGUCGUCUUCCGGGAACCAACUCCGUGGGGGGCCCAACAACUCGCAUGUCAUCAUCGUGUGCUUUAUCCUUGGGCUUUGGCUCGUGGGGUAAGUAGAGCGAAGAGUCGAGCAAUAAGCUUGAUUGAGCUUUCUAGAGUAAUCGUUACGAUGGGAAAACACGACGACGAUAAUCAUGACACGGAAAACUCCCUGGUCGGGCAAGUGAAUGCGUCGUAUGUGACUCUCAAAGAUGGUGUGAAGCAGCAGGAGCAGCACUGCUGCUGGAAAUGUGGAGAAGACGAAGAGGACAUGGACAUCGGCAUUGGCAUCGACAUCGGCUGUGUCGGCUCGGAGGAGCCUAUUAGCGCGGUCGAGGGAGGUAAUCAAGGUUUAGAAUGGACUCUAGGUGAGAUGGAGAAGAGUGGGUGGUGGAGGUAGGUGUUUUUUUUUACCUCUUGUGACUUGUCAUGUUUUUUUUUUUUUUUUUUUUCACUAUUCGGUUUUGAAAUUUCUCUUCCCUUUUUCAUCUCUUGCUUGUCAAACCCUUCUCAAAUCACUCUCCUCUCUCUUCUCACGCGAUGGCUAUGCCGCUACGGUAACUUUUAAAAUUACUAUUCGGUUAGUAACUUUUAAAAUUACUAUUCGGUUAGUAACUUUUAAAAUUAUGAUAAAUAAAUUAUUGCAGC